Echinops telfairi (small Madagascar hedgehog) is the source of this 7860-nucleotide messenger RNA. RefSeq names its product RB1 inducible coiled-coil 1 (gene RB1CC1). The record is from RefSeq and is a predicted model, not a curated record. Lineage: Eukaryota; Metazoa; Chordata; Mammalia; Afrosoricida; Tenrecidae. Gene Ontology annotation, biological process: reticulophagy; autophagy of mitochondrion; autophagosome assembly. The transcript is spliced from 25 exons. The coding region runs from base 523 to 5301 and encodes 1592 amino acids. Gene Ontology annotation, molecular function: protein kinase binding; molecular adaptor activity. Gene Ontology annotation, cellular component: phagophore assembly site membrane; extrinsic component of membrane; Atg1/ULK1 kinase complex.
AAGCGCCCGAAUCGACAAUAACAAACCGAGCCGUGCGGCGAAGUCCGUGGCCCAGUCGAGCCUCGGCGCUGCUCCAGGGUCCCCCAACUGUCCGGGCCCCUCGGCUCUGCCCGGCUCCAGCCCCCGCGCCCGCCUCAGAGCCGGGGGGCCUGAUCGCGUCCUCGCCCGCUCGGCCCCUCCCGUUUGCUCGCCGCCGCCGAGUGCUGGGACGCCAAGGGUUGUGUCAGUUUUGCAGAGUCGUAUGGGCGGUUGGUAGCCGCCUCUGAGGCCGAGGCGGCGGCGGAAGAUGGUGCCGGAGGCCUCGGGCUCUGCUUUUGCAGCCCCCGGCGGAGGAGGAGGCGUUGCCGGAAAGAAUUCUGGCCCAAGAAACUUAACUGACCUGAGUUUACCAGGAGGGCCAUUCAUUUGCCAGUAUCAAGCAACGCAAACGUAAACCAGUUUUAAGAAAAGUAAUAGACCUUUUUGCAGUGCUUAAGCUGUUUCAGCGUGAAGUGUAAAUUCACAGAAUUUAGAAAAGUCAUCAUGAAGUUAUAUGUAUUUCUGGUCAAUACUGGAACUACACUAACAUUUGACACUGAACUUACAGUGCAAACUGUGGCAGACCUUAAGCAUGCCAUUCAAAAUAAAUACAAGAUUGCUAUUCAGCACCAGGUGCUUGUGGUCAAUGGAGGAGAAUGCAUGGCUGCAGAUCGAAGAGUAUGCACCUAUAGUGCUGGGACGGACACAAAUCCAAUUUUUCUUUUUAAUAAAGAAAUGUUUUUAUGUGAACGUCCUCCGGCUAUUCCUAAAACUACCUUUUCAACAGAAAAUGAUAUGGCAUUGAAAGUUGAAGAGUCUCUUAUGAUGCCUGCAGUUUUUCACACUGUAGCUUCAAGGACACAACUUGCCGUGGAGAUGUAUGAAGUUGCCAAGAAACUUUGUUCUUUUUGUGAAGGUCUGGUUCACGAUGAACAUCUUCAACACCAAGGAUGGGCUGCUAUCAUGGCCAAUUUGGAAGACUGUACAAAUUCAUACCAAAAGCUCCUUUUCAAGUUUGAAAGUAUUUAUUCAAGUUAUCUGCAAUCCAUAGAAGACAUCAAGUUAAAACUUACUCAUUUAGGAACAGCAGUUUCAGUAAUGGCCAAGAUUCCACUGUUGGAGUGCCUAACCAGACAUAGUUACAGGGAAUGUUUGGGAAGAUUGGAUUCUUUAACUGAACAUGAAGGCUCAGAAAAGGCUGAGAUGAAAAGAUCCAGUGAACUGGUGCUUUCUUCUGAUAUGCCUCGAACAACUAGCAAAUCAUUGUUAACCUCAUUUCAUACGCCAAUGGAUCAUGUUGCAUCAGAUAUUACCGAUUCUGAAAGUGGCAAAGAAAUUAGGGACUCCUGUCAGAGUACUGUCCAUCAUGAUGACAUUUCAGUAGAUACGAAAGACAGUGAGCUACCUUUUUUCAAUGUUUCUUUAUUAGACUGGAUAAAUGUUCAAGAUCGACCUAAUGAUGUGGAAUCUUUGGUCAGGAAGUGCUUUGAUUCUAUGAGCAGACUUGAUCCAAGGAUUAUUCGGCCAUUUCUAGCAGAAUGCCAUCAAACUAUUGGCACACUUGAUAAUCAGAGUAUGAAAACCAUUAAAGGGCUUGAAGAUAGGCUUUAUGCCUUGGACCAGAUGAUUGCUAGCUGUGGCAGACUGGUGAAUGAACAAAAAGAACUUGCUCAGGGAUUUUUAGCGAAUCAGAUGAGAGCUGAAAACUUGAAGGAUGCAUCUGUGUUGCCUGAUUUAUGCCUGAGUCAUGCAAAUCAGUUGAUGAUUAUGUUGCAAAACCAUAAAAAACUAUUGGAUAUUAAACAAAAGUGUACCACUGCCAAACAAGAACUUGCAAAUAACCUACAUGUUAGAUUGAAGUGGUGUUGCUUUGUAAUGCUUCAUGCUGAUCAAGAUGGGGAGAAGUUACAAGCUUUGCUUCGCCUUGUAAUAGAGUUGAUAGAAAGAGUCAAGAUUGUUGAAGCUCUUAGUACAGUUCCUCAGAUGUACUGCUUAGCUGUUGUGGAGGUUGUCAGAAGAAAAAUGUUCAUAAAACACUACAGGGAGUGGGCUGGUGCUUUAGUCAAAGAUGGAAAACAAUUAUAUGAAGCUGAAAAAUCAAAAAGAGAAUCCUUUGGGAAAUUAUUCAGGAAGUCUUUCUUAAGAAAUCGUCUCUUUCGGGGACUGGACUCCUGGCCUCCUUCCUUUUGUACUCAAAAGCCUCGAAAGUUUGAUUGUGAACUUCCAGAUAUUUCAUUAAAAGAUUUACAGUUUCUCCAAUCAUUUUGCCCUUCAGAAGUUCAGCCAUUCCUCAGGGUACCUCUACUUUGUGACUUUGAACCUCUACACCAGCAUGUUCUUGCUCUCCAUAAUUUGGUAAAAGCAGCACAAAGUUUGGAUGAAAUGUCACAGACCAUUACAGACCUUCUUAGUGAACAAAAGACCUCUACAAGUCAGGCAUCCCCACAGUCUGCUUCUUCACCAAGGAUAGAAAGCGCAACAGGAAUUACAACUACUACCUCACCAAGAACACCUCCUCCACUACCUGUUCAGGAUCCCUUAUGUCCUGCAGUAUGUCCAUUAGAAGAAUUAUCUCCUGAUAGCAUUGAUGCCCAUACAUUUGAUUUUGAAACCAUCCCCCAUCCAAACGUAGAACAAACUCUUGGCCAAGGGUCUUUAGACUUGGAUUCAUUAGCAGAAAGUCCUGAAUCUGAUUUUAUGUCUGCUGUGAAUGAGUUUGUAAUAGAAGAAAAUUUAUCCUCUCCUAAUCCGAUAAGUGAUCCACAAAGCCCAGAAAUGAUGGUGGAAUCACUUUAUUCAUCAGUUAUCAAUGCAAUAGAUAGCAGGCGUAUGCAGGAUACAAAUAUUUGUGUUAAAGAGGAUUCAGGAGACCAUGUUUCCUGUGUCCAAUUGGAAAAAUGUAGAGUUGUUGCCCAAGACUCUCACUACAGCAUACAAACUAUCAAAGAAGACCUUUGCCACUUAAGAACAUUUGUUCAAAAAGAACGGUGUGACUUCUCAAAUUCUUUCAAAUGCACAGCAGAAGAAAUAGGAAACAUUAUUGGGAAAGUAAAGUGUUCGCUCGAAAUAACACUACAAGAAAAACAUCAAAAAGAACUUCAUACUUUAAAAAACGAAUAUGAAGCUAAGCUUGAUGUGCUAAUGAAGGAGAGUGAAGAAAAUGAGAACAAAAUUAAGAAAUUGAAAGGAGACCUAGUAUGUCUUGAGGAGGUAUUGCAAAAUAAAGAUAAUGAAUUUGCAUUGGUUAAACAUGAAAAAGAAGCUGUCAUCUGCUUGCAGAACGAAAAGGACCAGAAGUUGUUAGAUAUGGAAAAUAAAAUGCACACACAAAAUCGUGAAAUUAAUGAACUGAAAGAGUCUCGCGAAAUAGUGCUUGGAGACUUAAAGAAGCUCCAUGUUGAAAAUGAUGAGAAGAUAGAGUUAUUGAGAACAGAACUUCAAAGUCUAGAGAAAAGUCAUCUGAAGGAAUUAGAGGACACUCUGCAAGUCAAACACACACACGAGUUUGAGAAAGUUAAGACAGAGCACAAGGCGUCUUUGGAAAAAUUAAAAGAGGAAAAUCAACAAAGACUUGACCAGAUACAGGAGUCGCACACAACACUUGUCCAGGAGAAAGAACAACAGCUACAGGAAUUAAAGCUCAAGGUUUCUGAUUUGUCUGACAUGAGAUGCAAGCUGGAAGUUGAACUUGCUUUGAAGGAAGCUGAAACUGAUGAAAUAAAACUUAUGCUGGAAGAAAGCAAAGCCCUGCACAAGGAGACCUUAAAAUCUUUCCUUGAACAAGAGACAGAAAAUUUGAGACUAGAGAUAAGUAACUUAAACCAAAAGAUUCAAGAAAAUAAUGAUAAUUAUCAAGUAGGUUUAGCAGAGCUAAGAACUUUAAUGACAAUUGAAAAGGAUCAGUGUAUUUCAGAGUUAAUUGGUAGACAUGAAGAGGAAUCAAAUAUGCUUAAAGCUGAAUUAAACAAAUUAACAUCUUUGUACCACCAAGCAUGUGAAAUAGAAACAAAUCUGAAAGAUCAAAUAGUUGAACUACAAAAUAAAUUGGAAUCAGAAUUGCGUACUCUUGAAAAGCAAAAAGAUGAAAAAAUGACCCAACAAGAAGAAAAAUAUGAAGCUAUUGUCCAUAAACUUGAGAAAGACAAAGAAAAAUUGGUCAUGAAUCGGGAUCAAGACAGAGAACAGUUAAUUCAUAAGCUUAAUUAUGAAAAAGAAGAGGCCAUUCAAACUGCUCUUAACGAAUUUAAAAUGGGGAGAGAUGCGGUUGAGAAAGAAUUACUAGAAAAAGUUCAACACCUUGAGACUCAAUUAGCAAAAAGUCCUGCCACUGACUCUACAAGAGAAGAGUCUUCAAGUUUAGUUUCUGAACUUCAAGAAAAACUUGAGGAAGAAAAAGCUAAAUUUCUAGAACAACUUGAAGAACAAGAGAAAAAAAAGAAUGAAGAAAUGCAAAAUGUUCGAACAUCUUUGAUUGCUGAACAACAGACAAAUUUUAAUACUGUUUUAACAAGAGAGAAAAUGAAAAAAGAAAACAUAAUAAAUGACCUAAGUGAUAAGUUGAAAAGUACAAUACAGCAACAAGAGCGAGAUAAAGAUUUAAUAGAGUCACUCUCUGAAGAUCGAGCUCGAUUGCUUGAAGAAAAGAAAAAGCUUGAAGAAGAAGUGAGUAAGUUGCGUGGGAGCAGCUUUGUUCCUUCAGCUUACGUAGUUGCAGCCCCAGAACUUUAUGGGGCUUGUGCCCCUGAACUCCCUGGUGAAAUGGAGAGAUCCACGAUGGAAACAGCUGAGGAUGGGAGAGUGGAUUCAGCAAUGGACACAAGCAUGAUGUCUGUACAAGAAAAUGUCCAUUUGCUGUCUGAAGAAAAACAGAGGAUAAUGCUGUUAGAACGGACAUUGCAGUUGAAAGAAGAAGAAAAUAAGCGAUUAAAUCAAAGACUUAUGUCACAGAGCAUGUCUUCAGUAUCUUCAAGGCAUUCUGAAAAAAUAGCUAUUCGAGAUUUUCAGGUGGGAGAUUUGGUGCUCAUCAUCCUAGAUGAACGCCACGACAAUUAUGUGUUAUUUACCGUUAGUCCCACUUUGUACUUCCUGCAUUCAGAGUCUCUGCCUGGCCUGGAUCUCAAACCAGGUGAGGGUGCUUCAGGUGGAUCUAGAAGACCCUGGGUACUUGGAAAAGUAAUGGAAAAGGAAUACUGUCAGGCCAAGAAGGCACAAAACCGAUUUAAAGUUCCUUUGGGGACAAAGUUUUAUAGAGUGAAAGCAGUGUCCUGGAAUAAGAAAGUAUAACACGAAGCAGAAACGAGCACCUGUGGGAUUUCCCUGACCUAGCCAACAGUGCGCAUUCAUCACCCCCAAACCAGAAGGCCAUCUUUUCCUACAGAGUCGGCGCGACUUAGAGUUUCCACUGGCUACAUUCUAGGAACAAUAAAUUCAUCAUGAAAACCCCUGGCUGAAUUAAAAUAGUUUUGUGUUUGUUUGUUUAUACCACCAUAACUCUAGAAAUGCGGACCAAACUAGUUCAUUUUCUCAAAGGGCAUAUCCUGUGCAUUGUGGCUUACAAUUAGCCAAAUUAAUUGCCUGUUAAAUAUAUAUUAGCUUGAACUUAGAUGUUAAAUGUUAGUAUUACUACCAGCAUUUGUCCUUUUGUGAAAGCAGUAUCAGAUACUUGUACUCUUCAACACAGCCUUUAUAAAAUGUAUAAAUUCUUCAGAACUAUUUAAAGAGUAUUAUUGCAUGCAGAUCAUCAUACUUUUGGGUUUGCCUCUGUAGAUUAUUAAAGCCCAUUGUUUCAUUUAUUUUCUUUCAAAUGCCCUUUGAUGUUUCAAGAAAAAACUAAAGCAAUUCUUAUCUGAUUGACUGAUUUUUAAGGUCAGACAUAAGUUUAUCAGGAAUCUUUAAAACAUUUUCAGCGAUUGGUCUUCUGAGCUCUAAAGGGAAGAAUCUGCCAUUGACUCUCUCAAAUGAAGCCCUCAAGCCUUCCCUACUUUAUUACUAUGUUUAGAAUAAUCAUAUUGAUGAAAUCAUAAUUCAUGAUUGACUUUCAAAAAAAAGGAACUGUUCAUUGUACAUUAACCAUAUAGAGGUCAUUUAAAUAAAAUAUUGUAUUGUAAAAGACAUGUAGAAUUUUAAAACAAUAAAGAUUUGAACCUGUAAAUGUGUGUGCCUUUUAAAGAAGGAUACAUUCUAAAUAAAUUUGAGUGGCUGCUUAAAAGUGACGAAAAUUGUUCUGUAUCAUGUCAGAGAGAAAGAAACAUGUUUAUUACAAAUGUUCUUUAAGUAUAUACUGUGUAACAGGGUAAAGCUGUUUAUUUUAAUAGAAUUGUAUAAAUUAGAUCUGUAGAGAAGCCAUUGACCACAAGGGCAUUUAAAUAAAUUAGUUGAGUUAAGACAGCUCAAGUUUGUUGCUCACAAACAAUGAGACACUUCUUUUUUCCGAAAAUAAUGCUUCCCCCCCCCCCAAAAAAAAAUAAGUUAAAUAUUUUUUUAAAUAUGUAUAUCUGGUAUUACAGAAAUUGGAACAGUGUAUAGAAAACUGAAUUUGACAACAUUCAUGAAUAAAUGAGCAAAUGAUUUCAUGUUUAUAUUUAAUCCUUCUAUGAUGGCAUCUUCAUGCAAAAGAUUAAAAGGCAAUAAAUUAUAUGCAGACUGUUUUUGUUUAAGCAGAUUUGGUUGGGUCUUAUUGAAUCUACCAGAUCAGCCAUUUUAACUUAGCUGCAGGCCUUAAAAUAUAAUAUGGUCAUUGUGCUGUGGAUUAUGGCAACAUAUCUAUCGUGUCACUAGUGUUGUUCCUUAAUGUUGGGUUUUGUUGCAUCUACUUGUUUUAAAUAUCCUGUUUUAUAAUAACCCCAUUACUUGUGAAUACCUUUACAAAUGAAAUUUUCUAAAGAAAAAUGAAGCACGGACAUCAGAACUCUAUGAUUGGAUGAUUAAAGGCAAUGCACAUGAGCCUCUGAGUUGGGAUGCCUGAGUUCUAUUUCCAGAUCUAACUAUGGGCAAGGUGCAUGAACUUUUCUCAUUUAUUAAAUGCAGUAAAUAAGGCCUCAGGAUUAUUUGGAAGAUUAUGUGAGAAUUUCAAAUUCAAAGUAUUUGGACAAUGUUAAGAUGUUGCUAAUCAAUAUAACUAAGCCUAUUCCACUCCAUAAAACGUGGUUUUCCUUAUUACACAAAUGUUUCAUUGUACUUGAAGUAAAUUUAAUGCAUAUGUGAAUUAUAUAGUUUUAUUUAUUUUGGCAAAUGUACCUGGAUGUCCUUAGAACAGAAUAAGGAAAAACCAUAAACUUUCCCUUUUUAAAAUUUCUUUAAAUUAUCAAAUUACGUUGAUACCUCUGUUGGCAAAUGGUUCCAAAUUUGUAUUUGAACCCUGAAAAUUUCAAGAACUGAACAUUUUUCCCAUAAGAAAAGAAGGAAAACCAAAUAAUUGGUUCUGAGGCUCCCCAAAUUACACUUACAAAUUCAUUUUUCCAGGACUUUAAAAUCACUAUUUAGGCUUUGAGCUUUCACACAGCACUCCCUGUCUCAGAUACGUUAUUGCAUUGAGUUGUUUCUGAUUUAUCCAAAUUAACAGUAACUCCAACCUCUUUAAUGGUCUGGGUUCUUUGUUUUGUGGUUAAUGAUUUCAAACCUUUCUCUACAUUAGCAGAUUUAAUCACAUUUUUUUUUCUCUAAAAAAUGUUGAUAAUGCCAAUUUAACCAUGUAUUCAGCCACCGAACCUACAAGUGGUGACUUUAUUCACAUUUCGCAGUGAUUUCUGUAACUCAUGGUUCUCAGCUUUCCCACUAUUCACACUAAUUUUGUUUAGAGCUAUGGUUAUGUUUUAUGCAAAUAAAAUCACACACAAAGCACAA